Messenger RNA from Apodemus sylvaticus (European woodmouse), 5817 nucleotides. It is a transcript of the gene Bicral, whose product is annotated as BICRA like chromatin remodeling complex associated protein. NCBI's taxonomy places the organism in Eukaryota, Metazoa, Chordata, Mammalia, Rodentia, Muridae. The coding region runs from base 1043 to 4270 and encodes 1075 amino acids. Gene Ontology annotation, cellular component: SWI/SNF complex. Gene Ontology annotation, biological process: positive regulation of DNA-templated transcription. The record is from RefSeq and is a predicted model, not a curated record. The transcript is spliced from 12 exons.
GUGUGUGUGCGCCGAGUGUGUGUGUGUGCGUGUGCGCGCCAGUGUGUGUAUUCCGCCCCCCGGAGCCACCCGGGGAGCCGCGGAGGAGGGAGCGGGGCUCGGCGAGGGGAGGACGGCGGCGCGGCGGGGCCGCGAGCAGGGGGCGAGGGAGGGCCUGGAGUGACGGCGGCCCGGCGAGAGAAGUCAGCUUCUCCCAAUCUCCUCCCCUCGCCGCUCCGCACACCCCCUCGGCCCCUUCUCUCCCACUCGCUGCCUCGGAGGCCCUUGGGUGGGGAGUCGCCUUUUCUUGCUUUUCGGCAAAAGAGGGGGAAAAAAUGGAGCCCGCGUCGGCGGAGGAGAUGGGAGGGAGGGAGACGGCGCGGACGGCCCCGGUGCUCGCUUACAUUCGCACCCCGGCGGCUCCCUCUUUCCCCGCCGCGCCCGCGGUCGGGGAGAGGCCAGGGCCGCGGCAGAGGCCCGGGGCCUGGGCAGCGCGGGGCCCGCCGGCCCCCUGGGCCUCAUCCCCGGCCUGACUUUGCGGGCCGGCCCCGAGGCCCUGCCGAGGUCCCGCGGCCCAGGCCGGGACGAGCGUCCGCGCUACACGCUCGGCUCGCCGGUGCGGAGGCCGCUUGCAAGGCCCGAGUCAGCCUGCGGGCCGGGAUUCGGAGGACUGCGGCGGGGAGGGCUUUUUGUGAUUUUAUUUUUUUUUUUUUGCCUUGAUUUUUUUUUUAUUUUGUCUUGAAUUUUUUUUUCGGCCCAAGGAGCUUCGCAGGGACCCCCCCCCCUUCCCGAGUCGCCCCGAAAGCGGCUUCUCGGGUGGGGGCGGCGGGCUGGAGGGCGCUAAGAUGGCGCUGGGCCUGGCCUGUAGCCAGGGCUGGUGGCGCAGUUGCUCGGCGGCCGCCAUCUUCCCUCGCGGCGCGGGCGGCGCCCGGAGCCCCGGGAGCCAGGACCGGGCCACCGGGUCCCCAGGAUGGAGCGGAGGCCGCGAAGAGCCGUGCGACCACCGAGACCCCAGACCCGAAAGGCUGGCUCGCCGGGUUGGGCUUGGAGGGGCUGAGUUGUCAUGGAUGAUGACGACGACUCCUGUCUCCUCGAUCUUAUUGGAGACCCACAAGCAUUGAACUAUUUUCUGCACGGACCUAGCAGUAAAUCGAGCAGCGAUGAUGUGACGAACGCAGGGUAUUCUGCAGCCAAUUCUAAUUCGAUUUUCGCCAACUCCACGAAUGCUGACCCUAAGUCGUCCCUCAAGGGUGUAAGUAACCAGCUCGGAGAAGGGCCCAGCGACGGGCUGCCCCUUGCGAGUAGCCUUCAGUUCCUUGAAGAUGAGCUUGAGUCUUCUCCUCUCCCGGAUCUCGGCGAGGACCAGCCCUUUGACAUUCUUCAGAAGUCCUUGCAGGAGGCCAAUAUCACUGAGCAGACUCUGGCGGAAGAGGCGUAUCUGGACGCCAGCGUAGGCUCAGGCCAGCAGUUCGCGCAGGCCCCGCUCCAUCCGUCCUCCUCAGCACCCUUUACUCAGGCUUCUAACGUUUCUAAUUACUCAGGUCAGACCCUGCAGCCUGUCGGGGUGACUCAUGUGCCUGUGGGAGCAUCGUUUGCAAGCAAUACAGUGGGCGUGCAGCAUGGCUUUAUGCAGCACGUGGGGGUCAGUGUUCCCAGCCAGCACUUGCCUAACAGCAGCCAGCUUAGCGGCUCUGGUCAGAUCCAGUUAAUCGGGUCCUUUGGUAAUCAGCCUUCCAUGAUGACUAUUAAUAACCUAGAUGGCUCUCAAAUCAUAUUGAAAGGCAGUGGGCAGCAAGCCCCGUCCAAUGUGAGUGGGGGGCUUCUGGUUCACAGACAGACUCCUAACGGCAGCUCUCUGUUUGGGAACUCCACUUCCAGUCCCGUAGCACAGCCUGUCACCGUUCCAUUCAACAGCACAAAUUUCCAAGCAUCUUUACCUGUGCAUAACAUCAUUAUUCAAAGGGGUCUCGCACCAAAUUCAAAUAAAGUCCCAAUUAAUAUCCAGCCAAAGCCCAUCCAGAUGGGUCAGCAGAAUACUUACAAUGUGAACAACCUUGGAAUCCAGCAGCACCACGUACAGCAAGGGAUCUCCUUCGCUUCCGCAAGCUCGCCGCAGAGCUCUGUGGUUGGUCCACACAUGUCUGUGAACAUUGUUAACCAACAACAGAACACGAGAAAGCCUGUCACCUCCCAGGCGGUGAGCGGCGCCGGGGGCAGCAUCGUUAUCCAUUCCCCCAUGGGCCAGCCUCACACGCCCCAAAGUCAGUUCCUUAUACCCACAAGCCUUUCUGUCAGCUCCAACUCGGUGCACCAUGUCCAGACUAUAAACGGGCAGCUUCUUCAGACCCAGCCCUCCCAGCUCAUCUCUAGCCAAGUGGCCUCCGAGCAUGUCAUGUUGAAUAGGAGUUCUUCUAACAUGCUUAGGACCAGCCAGCCGUAUUCUGGACAGACGCUUAACAGCCAGAGCACCGCCGUCCAGCUGGUGUCUGGGCAGACUUUUGCCACCUCUGGAAGCCCCGUGAUAGUCAACCAUGCCUCUCCUCAGAUCGUGGGAGGACAGAUGCCCUUGCAGCAGGCCUCACCCACUGUGUUACACCUGUCACCUGGGCAGAGCAGUGUUUCCCAAGGAAGGCCAGGCUUUGCCACCAUGCCCUCGGUGAGCAGCAUGUCAGGACCUGCUCGGUUCCCUGCCGCCAGUUCAGCCAGCACUGCCCACCCCACUCUUGGGCCUACGGUGCAGUCGGGGUCGUCGGGAUCAAACUUUACGGGAGACCAGCUGACACAAGCGAACAGGACUCCAGUGCCCGUCAGUGUGUCCCACCGUCUUCCAGUCUCUGCUUCCAAAUCUCCCAGCACCCUGAGCAGCACCCCGGGGACCCAGCAGCAGUUCUUCUGUCAGGCUCAGAAAAAGUGUUUGAACCAGACCUCCCCCAACCCCACAGCCAAGACCACAGACGGCCUGAGGCCACCACAGAUCCCUGGGCUCUUGAGCACAGCACUGCCAGGACAGGAUUCUGGAAGCAAAAUUAUGCCAGCAUCCUUGGGAACCACACAGCCACAACAAGAAAACUCAGUUGGAUCAUCCCCGACCCAGACAGCUGUGCAGGUGGACAGUCAUUCAGGACAGAAAAGGCCUGCUGCCAAACAGCUGACUAAAGGAGCUUUCAUCCUCCAGCAGUUACAGAGGGACCAAGCCCACGCCGUGACACCUAACAAAAGCCAGUUCCAGUCACUGAAUGACACAGUGCAGAGACUGCUGUCCUACCACGUGUGCCAGGGCUCCAUGCCCACGGAGGAAGACCUGCAGAAAGUGGACAAUGAAUUUGAAGAAGUCGCCACUCAGCUCCUCAAAAGAACCCAGGCUAUGCUGAACAAAUACAGAUUCCUGCUCCUAGAAGACGCCAUGAGGAUCAAUCCCUCUGCAGAGAUGGUGAUGAUUGACAGGAUGUUCAACCAGGAGGAAAGAGCUUCCCUGUCGCGGGACAAGCGCCUGGCGCUCGUAGAUCCCGAGGGUUUUCAGGCCGAUUUCUGUUGUUCCUUCAAACUUGACGAAGCUGCACCUGAGACCACGCCUGACAGGAGUGACCAGCAUCGCAGCAGAACCAGCUCGCUCCAUCAGGCUCCCAGGGCCCCAAGCAGAGACCGAGCCAAGCCAGGCAUAGCAGAAGCCGCGAAUCAUGACCAGUUUCAUCUAGUGCCUAACCACAUCGUGGUCUCCGCAGAGGGAAACAUUUCUAAAAAGUCAGAAGGCCACAGUAGAACACUGAAAUUUGACAAAGGGGUCUUAGGCCAGUACCGGGGCCCGCCUGAGGACAAGGGCGGCCGGAGGGACCCUGCCAAGGUCAGUGGGUGUUCUCCGGGCCCCGAGGGCCACCGCAAGACCUUGCCCAGGCUGGAUCAUGGCUCUGAGAGCAAGCUCCCGGGCAUCCUGGCCAGCUCACACAUGGAGAUGCCGUGCCUCGACUCCUUCCAGGACAAAGCCCUGAGGAAUUCCCCAAAGAAUGAGGUUUUACACACAGACAUCAUGAAAGGGUCGGGUGAGCCCCAGCCAGAUCUCCAGCUUACCAAGAGCCUAGAGAAAACCUUUAAGAACAUCCUGGAACUCAAGAACGUGGGGCGACCGCAGAGCGACCCCACGGUCGGCGGGGCGGUGGACCUGGACUUCCCCAGCUUUUCUCCAAUGGCUUCGCAGGAAAACUGCCUGGAAAAGUUCAUCCCGGACCACAGUGAAGGCGUCGUAGAAACGGACUCCAUUUUAGAAGCAGCUGUAAAUAGUAUCCUAGAGUGUUAAUAGCAGCCGUCCUCCCCAGACCCUGCCCCGGACCAGUUACAUUCUCUCCCAGCAAAGCAAAUGGGAACGUCUCCUGUCUCCAGCCUGCUUGGUCCUCCAUCACAGGUUAUCCUUUCUAAUCUCCACCCUGUUCUUUUGAAGAGCAAUACAUGUGGUCGUGGCUGCAGGGAGACCCCCCCUCAGUACACCCACCUCUCUCUAGAAAGCAGUCCGAUAGGCCCUCCACAUUUCAAGUGUUAUGAAAGUGCUUACGGCCAUUGUUGUUCGUUAAUUUGUUUUGUGGUUUGUUUCUUAGCACUGUCGCUCGAGACCACAGUACACUUGGCCCUGGGUAAAAUUUUGACAAUCAUAAGUCAUUUCAAAAGAACAGACUUAUUAAAGAAAGAUCAAACAGGACUGAUAGAAGCCACUUUUUUAAAGACUCUCACUGCAGCUCCAAGCAGUGGUUUGGUUUGGUUCUAUCCGGGGAGAGGGUGUUUGCGGAGGGAAGACCCCAGGACUCCUCCAUGCCCGGCCUCUGAGCGGUGGGUGUAGCCAGUGCUCUCUCUGCCUGGAACCCUCGGUCCUGGCCUGAGGCACCCACCAGUAGCCUAGCCGCAGAGCCUCCCUCCCUCCUGCCCGCCCGCCCCCAGCGCUGGGCUGGGGCUGAAGCAAAAGCUGCUGUUUUUCUUAAGCACAUCCAUGUUGAAUUCUGUCAGAGAAUGUUCUGUUCUUAGUCCCAGGUGUACACCUCGAGAUUCUCACAAGCUCACUAGGAAACAAUGGGAACCAGUCGUGAGGCAGCGAGCUGGAGAGGCACGGGGUCUCGGGGUGUGCCACUUAGAGAAUUUGGCAUUUUGUAAUCGGGUGAAGUCAACAUAACCUGUGUUCUUUAUUGUUGCUGAAUUCUGUUCCGUGUAACCUCAUUGUCCCUCCCUCAGCCCACAGCCAAGUGUCAGAAAGCUCUCACUUGAAAACUGUGCUGUACUCUUCCAGUUGAAGCUUUUGAAGGGGACGCUGGCCUUGUUUGUGAGAACAGUAGUCAACAUUCUAUCAGUCAUUCCCAAACACAGUAAACCAAAGGUCACAACCAGCAGGCCACUGAAGGAAGGAACUGAGGCAGGAGGCAGGGGCAUGUCCUGGCCCCGCCCCCACUGUGCAUGGUUUACCAUAGCAAACCUUCCUCUUUAUUAUUUAUGUUCCUUUCAGGGAGUGGUCCCCACUUUCCCUCCGUGUGAGCCUGUAGCAGGCGUGUUUCUGUUGCUCCUUGCUUUCUUCAUGUUGUAGUAACAGGUCACGGUGCUCAUGUCUGCAACCCUCCUCCCCCCAUCUCCACCUGACCCUCUGGGGCUAGAGGUCACUCUUAUGACUGUGAGGGCCUGUUCCUCUGUUCGUCCCCCAGGCUGUGUAAAUGCACCCAUUGAUUGCCACUUCAUUAUGCCCCCAAAAUGGAGUUUCCCCUCGGUCAUCAUGUGGAGUGGUUCUUUUCCAGAUUGGCCUGCAAUGGAAAGGAAGGCUUUUGAUUUUGAUUUUUAUCCUUUUUUUUUUUUCAAAUAACACAGCAACAA